CGCCUCUCUCUCUUUCUGCAAGGAUGCUAGUUAGCGGGGAACUCUUCUCCCCUUCGACCCACACAAAACCCCAGAAAUAAACCGCCUUUGGUUCUCUCCUGCCUAGGUCGAGAUGUGAGAUUCAGGGAUGGCUGCCCACCCUUCCCUUGAGGGAAUGGGGCUCGAGCAACGCAGGGGUUAACUUUUCUGAAAACACAAUUAACUUUUUUCCUAUCCUGCGUGGGGAGGGAGGGAUGUAUUUAUUUAAUCACUGGGGGACGAGGUGGUCUCCGUCAAAGCCCCCUCCUCCCGCACAGACGUCUCUCUGGCAGAUCCUACGUAGAUGGAACAGAACGCGUAGUGUUGUUGGGGGGGAGAGAGAGAGAGAGAGAAAGGAGAAGGAGAGGAAGGAGGGAAAAAAAGGUUGAUAGGUUUGUGCGCGGGUCCCUCGCGCGGGCUGCGCUCCUCCUGGGUGCUAUUUGACAAUUCCUGCCUCUGCCAUUGGUCAGUGUUGGAUCAGAUGGUUGUAUUUCCUUCUGGCCCUCACUGGCACCUCGCCAUCCCCCCUCAGCUAAAACCCAAUCUCAGAUAUACUACUAAUAGGCGCGGCGCUCGGACUAUAAAACACAACAAAUCAUAAACCCGGCGGAGCAGCAGCGGCCGCGCGCGCCUCCCUGCCAAUGAGUUCCUAUUUCGUGAACUCCACCUUCCCCGUCACUCUGGCCAGCGGGCAGGAGUCCUUCCUGGGCCAGCUCCCGCUCUACUCCUCCGGCUAUGCGGACCCGCUGAGGCACUACCCCGCGCCCUACGGGCCCGGGCCCGGCCAGGACAAGGGCUUCGCCGCCUCCUCCUAUUACCCGCCGGCGGGCGGCGGCUACGGCCGCGCGGCGCCCUGCGACUACGGCCCGGCGCCGGCCUUCUACCGCGAGAAGGAGUCGGCCUGCGCGCUCUCCGGGGCGGACGAGCCGCCCCCCUACCACCCCGAGCCGCGCAAGUCCGACUGCGCGCAGGACAAGAGCGUGUUCGGCGGCGAGCCCGAGGAGCAGAAGUGCUCCACGCCCGUCUACCCCUGGAUGCAGCGGAUGAAUUCGUGCAACAGUUCCUCCUUCGGGCCCAGCGGCCGGCGCGGCCGCCAGACCUACACGCGCUACCAGACCCUGGAGCUGGAGAAGGAGUUCCACUACAACCGCUACCUGACGCGGCGGCGGCGCAUCGAGAUCGCGCACGCCCUGUGCCUGACCGAGCGGCAGAUCAAGAUCUGGUUCCAGAACCGGCGCAUGAAGUGGAAAAAGGAGAGCAAGCUGCUCAGUGCGUCUCAGCUCAGCGCGGAGGAGGAGGAAGAAAAACCAGCGGAGUGAAGGCGCUGGGAAGGAAGGCUGGGGCGCGAAGGGAGAGGCCUGUGGGCAGCCGAGGGCAUUGGAGAGCUGGAGAGGGCUCUGCGGGCGGGGGAGCCGGGGGGGCCCGCUCUCCAGCACGAGGCGGGCGGGGCCCAGGGCUCCCCGGGUCGCCCCCGCCCGCAGAGCUCUGGCGGGUGCCGGAAGGCCGUGCAGCCGGAGCCCACCCGGCAUCCUCGGGCCCCUCCGUCCCCGCGGACCCCGCCUCAGCCGGCCCGGGCUCCCUCCCCCCGCCCCGUGAGAACUGAGGACCGGACUCACUCGAUGUUUCCUGGAGGCAGAGCAAAACACUCUUGUCCGUGUCGCAUCUCAUUUCGUCCCCGUCCCCCGUGCACGGUUCGAUGGUAGCUUCGCAGCCCCCUCAGCGGGGGCCUCGAAGACUCCCUGACCCCAGACCUCUGGCCCAUUCCCUCCCCGAAGCCACUGGAAGGAGCACAUACUACCUAGAAGUAAGAAGAGGAGCCUGAGAAGAAAACAAAGUUCUAUUUUAUUAAUUUUCUAUGUGUUGUGUUUGUAGUCUUGUCUUAGCUCUGGACGUGAAAUACUUCCGUAAUAAUAUUAAUAUUAUUAA
This is a messenger RNA of Eptesicus fuscus (big brown bat), 1944 nucleotides long. RefSeq names its product homeobox B6 (gene HOXB6). The coding region runs from base 660 to 1337 and encodes 225 amino acids. The transcript has 2 exons. Lineage: Eukaryota; Metazoa; Chordata; Mammalia; Chiroptera; Vespertilionidae. Gene Ontology annotation, biological process: regulation of transcription by RNA polymerase II; anterior/posterior pattern specification. Gene Ontology annotation, cellular component: nucleus. Gene Ontology annotation, molecular function: RNA polymerase II cis-regulatory region sequence-specific DNA binding; DNA-binding transcription factor activity, RNA polymerase II-specific. The record is from RefSeq and is a predicted model, not a curated record.